Rhipicephalus microplus (southern cattle tick) is the source of this 591-nucleotide messenger RNA. Its product is annotated as RNA-binding motif protein, X chromosome retrogene-like. Lineage: Eukaryota; Metazoa; Arthropoda; Arachnida; Ixodida; Ixodidae. The record is from RefSeq and is a predicted model, not a curated record. Gene Ontology annotation, molecular function: RNA binding.
AUGAACAGCUCGACCACUCCAGGGAGCAGCUCACUGUCUGGACUCCUCUUCGUGGGAGGCCUUGACAGCACCAUGACCCGCGACGACCUGGAGCACGAGUUCGGCAAGUACGGACAACUCAAGGAGGUGUGGAUGGCGCAGAAGUCACCGAGCUUCGCGUUCGUCGAGUUCGAAAACGUGUCGUGCGUAGACGAGGUGGUGCGCGAGAUGAAUGGUGCUAUCGUCAAGGGCGCGCUGCUUCGGGUCGAGCGGGCUCGAAAAAAUUCGAGAUUGGCGCGCGGAAUCGGACCCUUCCGGCCGCGAUUGCACCGAGGUGGCGUCGUCGGGGCCGCGGCGGCAUCAUACAAGCAGGAUGACCUCGAACGCAAAAUGAUGUGCUGCGCCCCGGAGUCAACAGCUACGCCCAGUCCUCAAGAAACGACGCCACCGAUGCAGGCUUGGUACACGGUCUGCGCCAUGCCGUGUGUCCCAGGAUACGGCCCCGACAACGCGCCGACGACCGCGAUGGCCAACCCGUACUCCGCUCUAUACCAGCCUACGCACCAGGCCUGCUGGGGGCUGCGUCUUGGGAGUCGCCCCAUGGGACCAUGA